GGGCGCAUUGCCAUGCCACCAAGUCAGUCAUCACUCUCCUCCAUCAGUGAUCACUUGGUAGUCUUCCUUGAGCUCUCGCGACCGGCGCCUCCCACCGUCCCUCAGUAGUAGUGAUCAGUCCGUCGCAAUGGCAUCCGCUGGCGUCAUCUCCACGCUCCUGGCGCCUCCCCUUGUCCACUCCUCCCCCGUCGCCUCCGCCUCUCCGCUCCCGGCGCACGCGCUCCCAUCCCUCCGCCGCCGCCCCCGGUCCCUGCCCACGGUCCGCGCCGUCCAGACGCAGGGGGCGGGUGUCCAGACGCAGCAGGGCGGCGCCGCCCGGAAGGGCGCCAUCCAGCGCUGGACCAGCGCGCCCGUCGCCGCCAUCGGCCCCGCCACCGACGACGAGUCCAUCUUCCUCAUCACCCUCGACCUCUCCGGCGCCCCGGCGCUCGUGGACGCGUACACGACCCCAGGGCAGUACCUCCUGGCCCGCGUCCCCUCCGGGGAGAAGCUCUCCCCGGCGUACAUGUGCAUCUCCUCGGCGCCGCGCUCCGGGCUCCAGUUCGAUCUGCUCGUCAAGCCCGUGCCGGGGACCACGUCGGAGCAGCUGUCCAAGCUCCGCGUCGGCGAGGUUGUGGAGCUCGGCCCCGUCAUGGGGCGCGGGUUCGCCAUCCAGCACAUAAACCCGCCGGCGGCGGCGGAGACCCUGCUCCUGUUCGCCGUCGGGGUGGGGAUCAGUCCGAUUCGUUCACUUAUCGAGUUUGGUAUUGCUGCCUCUGAAAGAAAUAAUGUGAUACUUUAUUAUGCUGCCAAAGAUCUGCAAUCUAUGCCAUACCAGGACCGUUUCAAGAAAUGGGAGAACACUGGAGUUAAAGUAGUAACGCGGACACAACAAAUUCUGGAACCUUUCUUGGAACAGAACCUGGGUGAGAUAGCAGUAAAUCCACUUUCUAUGGGAGCCGUAAUUGUUGCACCGCCUUCAUCGAAAGAGCUAAUCACCGGAGUCCUUUUAGACAUUGGCGUGCCACAUGAUAAAAUCUUAUCGAUCGAGUGGUCUCCCGAGGAUCCUUUCGCCCCCAAUGUCUAGGUGUUAUUCAUCAGGGGCACUUACGGGCUUCGACAAUGGAUGCUUUUACAGUGGAGUGAUGAGAAUCAGGAACAUUGAAUAACGCUUGUCGCACUAUGGAGGCGAUGGCUAUGUUUGUAAUCCUGAUAAUUAGUGCUUUGAAUAAGCUAAGCCAGCGUUCGUGCCAUGGCUGAGCAUGUUUGUAGUGCUUGACGCAUGCACGUUCAUGCGGAGCGCGCCUAAUAAGUCGUUAGAUCAUCUCCAAGUGUGCCCAAAAAAUACUGCCAAAAAUAAGUUUUGGAUAAAAAGCUGAAAAUCAAUGCUCUAACAGUGAUAAAAUCUUCUGCCUAA
This is a messenger RNA of Panicum virgatum (switchgrass), 1396 nucleotides long. RefSeq names its product fruit protein pKIWI502-like. The record is from RefSeq and is a predicted model, not a curated record. Lineage: Eukaryota; Viridiplantae; Streptophyta; Magnoliopsida; Poales; Poaceae. Gene Ontology annotation, molecular function: oxidoreductase activity. Bases 128 to 1066 code for a protein of 312 amino acids. The transcript is spliced from 6 exons.